Messenger RNA from Neopelma chrysocephalum (saffron-crested tyrant-manakin), 1033 nucleotides. RefSeq names its product nucleolin-like. Lineage: Eukaryota; Metazoa; Chordata; Aves; Passeriformes; Pipridae. The coding region runs from base 36 to 920 and encodes 294 amino acids. The record is from RefSeq and is a predicted model, not a curated record. The transcript has 2 exons.
CCCCAAUCGAGGGGCGGGGUCUGCGGGGCGGCGCGAUGACGUCACGAGCAAGGCGUGGUCCGAGCCCUCACUCACUUCCGGUCCCGGUGCCGGCGAUGCCGAAGGCGGCGCGGCCGCGGCCGGCCGAGCGCUACCGGCUGCAGUACCGGCGUCUGCGCCGCGCCGCCCGCGCCCUGGUCUUCGAGAACGGCGCCCUGUGCGACGAGGUGGCCCGGCUGGAGGCCAAGUGGCUGCGGGCCCGCCAGGAGCGGAGGUUCCUCCUCGCCCGACUCCUCCGGCUCCGCGCCGGGGACCCCCCCCCGGGGGACCCCCCGGCCGAGGAGGGGGUUGGGGGGGGGACGCGCCGGCGCCAGGGACGCGCCAAGGGGGGCAGGGCGGGCGGGGGGAGGGCGGCGGGGGCGGCCAAAGAGGGGCAGUGGGACGGGUUGAGGUCAACGGGGUCAAGAGCGGUUGGGUCAAGAGAUGACUCGUGGCCAACUGGGACGAGACCAGUUGGGUCAAGAGAUGACUCGUGGCCAACUGGGACAAGACCAGUUGGGUCCAGGGAUGACUCGUGGCCGCGGGCGGGGGGGUCGAGGCCCCGCGACGGGGCCGCGCCGAGGCCGGACGUGCUGCGGGAAGGGUCGAGGCCGCCCCUGGAGGAGCGGGACGAGCCGAGGCCCGACGGGGUCCUGCCCACGAGGCCGCCCCCCGAGGACCCCUCGGUGCCCCCGGCCGCCCUCCUGGGGCCGUCGCCGCGGCGCCGGGGCUUCGGCCGCGCCGAGGAGGAGGAGGAGGACGAGGACGACGACAACGAGGACGACGACGACGAGGAGGAGGAUGAGGAUGAAGACGAUGAAGAGGAGGAGGAAGGAGGAGCCGCCCCGGCUUUCGGAUACGCCGACAUCUUCCUGGGCAGCCCCGCGGGCUCCGACGAGUGACCCCGCCCACCACAAGUGCCCCGCCCGCCCAAUAAACCCCGCCCACCCCCAUAAGUGGCCCCGCCCACCGCUGCCGCCAUGUUUUUCGGGGAGGGGGCGGAGUCACAACCAAA